This is a messenger RNA of Hyaloperonospora brassicae, 1383 nucleotides long. The record is from the annotation of a GenBank genome assembly. NCBI's taxonomy places the organism in Eukaryota, Oomycota, Peronosporomycetes, Peronosporales, Peronosporaceae.
AUGCGCUUCUUCCCGUCCGUUGCAGCCCAAUUGCCACCGCUUCGACGCGCGUUCUCGAGCCCAUCGGCAGCCCAUUCGCACCUUUUGGUGCUCAACGCCGGCAGCUCCUCGCUCAAGUACUCGCUGUUCGGCCUCGAGCCUCACGGCGUGGGCGCCGCUGUGUUCACGGGCCUCGUCGAGCUGUCUUCCACGAGCAGCAGCAGCAGCGGCAGCACUUGCCCCUAUGCUGCUACUACUACUACUACUACUACUACUACUACUACUACUACGACAGCUGCUGCUGCUGGCAAGCGCAGAGACGGACGUAUCAUCCACAAGUCGCUGGCCACGGGCAAAAGGGAACAGGUGGAGAUGCCGCUCGACUCGCAUCGGUCGGCGCUCGAGGCGGUCGUGGCCCAGUUCUUCGGCGCGGACCUACACCGCAUCCGAGCUGUUGGCCACCGCGUCGUGCACGGCGGCGAGGCGUUCAGUCGGGCCUCGCUCGUGGACCAGGCGGUGCGGGACGCCAUCGAGCAGAACGCAAAGCUCGCGCCGCUGCACAACCCGGGAAACCUCUUGGGCAUUGACGUGGCAAGAGAAGUCUUUGGGCCGUGUCCGCAAGUCGCAGUGUUCGACACGGCAUUCCACGCCACAAUGCCGCCCAAGGCCUAUACGUAUGGCGUCCCGCAGACGCUCUACGAGGAGCUUGGCGUGCGCCGCUACGGGUUCCACGGAACGAGUCACCAGUAUGUCGCCAGGAAGGCGGCGGCCCUCCUCGGCAAGUCGCUGCAUGUGUGCAACUUUAUCACGUGCCACUUGGGCAAUGGAUCGAGUGUGGCUGCGAUUCAGAACGGCCGAUGUAUUGACACGAGUAUGGGCAUGACCCCGUUGGAAGGUCUCGUCAUGGGCACUCGCUGCGGCGACGUGGAUCCUGCGUUACACGCCUUUCUCUGCAAGGAACUCGACAUGACGAUCGAAGAGGUCGACACGAUGCUCAACAAGAAGAGCGGGUUGCUCGGCAUCUGUGGAGAAAGUGACAUGCGUAUCAUUCAUGACCGCGUGCGCGAUAGCAACGACGCGGCUGCUUCGCUUGCACUGGACGUGUUUGCCCACCGUGUGCGCAAGUACGUUGGAGCCUACGCGCUUGAGCUCGGGGGUGAUGUCGACGCAAUCAUCUUCACCGCUGGCAUUGGUGAGAACUCGGCUUCGAUUCGUGAGCGUGUGUGUCGCAAUUUGAACUUCCUCGGCAUUGAGAUCAACGGGUCGAAGAACGCUGCAUCAACGAUGGGUGCAGGCCCCGUCGAGAUCCAGGCUGACCACGCGACAACCAAGGUAAUGGUUGUCAACACAGACGAGGAGCGCAGCAUCGCAGAACAGACGUACGAGAUUGCGCUGAAGCAGUGA